AUUUGCAAUGCUUGAGGAAAGCACGGGGUAAAGUGAUUGGCUACGGGAGAGUGUAGCGUCACUGCCAGUGAGGGGGAGCUUCAAGGAUGCUCCACUGAGCUGAGAGGGAAUACAUUUGUUGGGAGUUUGCACUGAGAGCUCAGCCAUUAUCAGCUGUACCACUGAGAACAGGGGCUUCUCGGCACAAUACUUUUCCACACCCAGUGCUUGUUGACUCUUCUUCUUGCUCCUCUGCAGCCAUGAAUUAUUUGCGUCGGCGUCUCUCAGACAGCACGUUCAUCUCCAACCUGCCCAAUGGCUACAUGACAGACCUUCAGAGGCCCGAUCCUGCUCAGCCUCCUCCACCUGCCUCCAACCCCCCUGCCAAGUCUCCGACAUCUGGGCCAACACCUCCAGCCACUUCCCCUGCUCCAGAGAGGAAACCCCAGCCAGUUCAAUCGACAGGAGCGGGUUUCUUCAGUUCCAUUACCAACGUUGUUAAGCAGACAGCUGCCUCUGCAGGGCUAGUGGAGCAGACCCAAGUCACGACACCUAAGAAGUUUAAAAUUCUCCUGGUCAUUGAUGAACCACAACAGGAGUGGGCCAAAUUAUUCCGCGGAAAGAAAAUACUUGGGGAUUAUGACAUCAAAGUGGAACAGGCUGAAUUCAACGAGAUCAAUGUCGUAGCUCAUGCGAAUGGAACCUGCAAUGUUAACAUGCAGGUUCUGAGAAAUGGUACCAAGGUUGUCAGGUCAUUCAAGCCAGACUUUGUCCUCAUUCGUCAACAUGCCUUCAGUAUGACCCAGAAUGAAGAUUUUCGCAACCUGAUCAUUGGCCUGCAGUAUGGUGGUGUGCCAAGCAUCAAUUCCCUCGAGUCCAUCUACAACCUGUGUGACAAGCCGUGGGCGUUUGCCCAGCUUAUCAACACCUGCAGAAAGUUAGGUCCUGAGAAGUUCCCUCUGAUCGAACAGACUUUUUACCCUAACUACAAGGAAAUGGUAAGCAUGCCAUCAUUUCCUGUUGUUGUGAAGAUUGGACACGCCCACUCUGGUAUUGGAAAGGUGAAGGUGGACAACCACAGUAAGUUCCAGGACAUAGCUAGUGUUGUGGCUCUUACCCAGACCUACACCACCACAGAGCCUCUCAUUGACUCCAAGUACGAUAUCAGAAUCCAGAAGAUUGGCAGCGACUACAAAGCUUACAUGAGAACUUCCAUAUCUGGUAACUGGAAGACCAACACGGGCUCAGCUAUGCUUGAACAAGUGGCCAUGACUGAUAGGUACAAGAUGUGGGUUGACACCUGCUCAGAGAUUUUCGGGGGUCUGGAUAUUUGUGCAGUUAAAGCUAUCCAUGGGAAAGAUGGCAGAGACUACGUCACUGAGGUGGUUGGUUCUUCCAUGCCGCUGGUAGGUGAACACCAGGCUGAGGAUCGACAGCUCAUUGCAGACAUGGUGCUAGCAAAAAUGAACGAGUUAGCGGAGAAAGAAGCUAAUGCUCCCAAGAGACCCACCACCAUACAACCAUCCCAGGGGACCGGGCAGAAGGGAGAGAUUACUGGUGAACCCACCAAGAACGGUGCUGGGCGCCCGCCUCAAGGUUGUCUGCAGUACAUUCUUGACUGUAAUGGCGUUGCAGUGGGUCCAAAACCAGUCCAGGCCAACUGAGUAACCCAGUAGAAUGGGGAUAUCUGAGAGUCUAGAUAACAGCGAUGUACCUGCUGAACACAUGCACAGACGUGUGUAUGUGUGUGUGCGUGUGUGGAUGCUCAUAGCUAGAGUCAAAUUUUGGUGGCGUGAGCUCAGUACAGAUGAGUGCUGGCCUGGACUGUGUUUUAAACUCUAUGCAGUGUCAAAAUGUACUGUCUACUUGUUGACCUGUUGAUUUAAGUGUGCUUUUAUAGGACACCUGUGUUUCAGUAGCUGUGGUUUUUCUUUGGGGCUGUCGUUGAUGAUGUAAAAAGCAGAUUGUGCCUACACUGAGUUCAGUGCUGCUCUGUGCUACUCGUUUAACCCAGCUAUGGAUCUUUCAUUUGCCCCUCCCACCCCUUUUCUUUUUGUUUUGUGUACCUUUAAAUAUUGUUCAAACUGUGGACGACUCUACAGUUUGAAACUUGUGUAUAUCUCAAUAUGUAAACAGUAAGUGGGUGUGUAUGGUUGUAGUAGUGAUUAUUUUCGUACUAAUACUAAUAAAUAGAGUUUUUUAAUUUGUUUUGCAUGAUUGAUAGAAAGGCAGGUGCAAGUCAGUUAUAAAUGUCUGAUCAAGUGGGAUGUUCACGUAACAUCGCUGUUACACCGCUGUAUUUAUCUAAGCUGUGUUCGCUGUGAUUCAUGCAUUGUGAAUGUGUCAUAAGAAAUGCAUAUUAUAAGUUGUACAGGAUAAAGUGUAGACAUACAGUAGAGACAUACAGUAUAUUGCCUUUCCAAAAUCUUUUUUUUUCUCUUUUUCAUUACUAGUUUCACUAGAGAAGAGAUUAUACAGAGUUUUAAUAGAUAUUUAAUCAAUGAUAGAAUUAGUCUAAGAUGUAUUGAUGAUUUUAUUAUGCAGAAGGUGUGCAGGUGUCUACAGACAACUUCUAUAUAUUUUGAACCAAAGAACAUAUCGGUUACUUUUAAUCAGUCUUUGCACUCCAGUAACCCACAACGUAAGUACCAGUGAUGAGACCGUUAAUUCUGCGGUUGUCACACGGAGUGUGCAAUUUAAUCAGAGCAGAGCGCUCCAAGAUAACAGUUAUGUUUUCAAAUUGCCUGUUGUAAGUCACACAGCAGUGAACUGACGCUGCAUUCAAGCUGUUGUGUGGAGGCAGACAUUAUUUCUGAUAAUAAAAAGCUGUGUAAUGUAUGAUUUGCCCCCUCCAUUCCUUUCUCUCACUCUGGAGAUCAGCUAUCAUUGGAGGUGUUGCCAUGACAACAGUGCAAGUGCUCUGAGAUUUAGUCUGGAUUCCGGUAGUAGUACUGUGUCCCCGUUACUGCCAUUCAAAGAUUCCUUUGAGAUGUUGGAAAUUGCAAUAAUUUAUUUAUUCAUUUUGACUCUUUUAGAAGAAUAAUGUAUUUUUUUUAAUCCAACCAAUCAUCAAAUUGAUACGACAAAGCUAUAGCCAUCCAUGCAUUAAAUUGUGUUUAGGCAAGUGGGUUGUUUGUUUUUUUUUACACAAUCGAUCCUUGUCCAGUGGCUUUUGUGUGGAAGCCAUUUCGUAUAUCCAAUACAAUAAAUGGUGUAACAGCUAAAAAGCAACCAAAUCAACUGUAAAAAUAAAUCUGCACCAUUUUCCAACAAUUUGUUUGUUACAACAGUAUAAAACAUGUUCAGCAAGUUCUGUGUGCAGUCUUUUUCUAAGUUGUAUAAAGUGCCAUUGUAACUGUGAGCGUGUCCUUGUAAAAGCCAUGCCUGCGGCUUAUUGGAUGUGUCGUUCUGUUUAAUAGGAAGUAUGCCAUGACAAUGAUUUUCAAAGGAAGAACAUGCAGAGGUACCCCAUCAGUAAUAGCUGCAUGGUGACGCCUUGGUCGGUGAUUGUGAUUAUUUGGUCACUGUGUUGAGGUGGAACUUGUGUCUUCAGACCUAGUGAACUGUAUGCGUUAAAGACCGUGGUACUUUUGAGGCCAGUGUUGAGCUGUUCGUAUCAAGAUCAGAGGACAAUAUAUUGUAGAGGGGAAAAAAUCCUCUCUGGAAAUUCCACCUCUGUCACUGGCAAUAAAGCUUCCUUUGCAAUACAUGCUUGGUCUGUGUCCUCGUAUGUGUUACGAUGAUGUUUUAAUAAUUUUAUUCAUUAUGGAAACACUGGGUAAUGUGACAGACUCAUCUAAAUUACACAGUCUAGUGGGCAAAAGUUCAGCUGCUAAGCACACAUACUGCGAUGCUUCCAAUGCAUGAAAUUAUAUCUGUAUUGUGAAAGAGAUGGUGAUAACACAUCUCCUCUGCUUUGUGCCUUCAUAUUGUGCUGUUUGUCUUAUAUGUUGAGAAUGUGGGAUAUUUUAUUUGUAUCACACAAGUUAAUGAAUAAAACAGUAAUCAUGGA
Oreochromis niloticus (Nile tilapia) is the source of this 3991-nucleotide messenger RNA. It is a transcript of the gene syn2a, whose product is annotated as synapsin IIa. Gene Ontology annotation, biological process: neurotransmitter secretion. The transcript has 11 exons. The record is from RefSeq and is a predicted model, not a curated record. Gene Ontology annotation, molecular function: ATP binding. Gene Ontology annotation, cellular component: synaptic vesicle; synaptic vesicle membrane. Bases 240 to 1643 code for a protein of 467 amino acids. Lineage: Eukaryota; Metazoa; Chordata; Actinopteri; Cichliformes; Cichlidae.